AUGUUCCGGUCCAUUAUACGGCUUGAGAGAAUUACGCACCUCAAUAGAAACCCGCGUACUGAUAUGUGGGUUACGAAAGAGGCGGCAGCGAGUUUGAUGCGGGCAAUACGCUCCAUGACUCGCGAACGUACUCCACUUUUCUGCGAGGUUGUUAGAGACCAAAUUCGCGACGGUGCUCACAGGACUAGGGCCUUGGGCAGUUGGCGUUUGGCCAUAUGGCAGCCAUGGAAGGAUCGCGUUGGUCCUUCUGUUACCGUAGAUAGUGGUAAGGCCAGGAAAGAAACUUCAGCGGUGCUCACCCUUAAUGUCAAUGGGUUUGUUCAUAAGAAAUGGGAGCUAGCUGAGAUCCUGAGGAAGGAGAAUGUGGCAAUCGCUUGUCUGCAGGAAACUGUCGUCGGUGAUAAGCAGUACCCCGUACGACUUUCGGGGUACAACACGUUUGACGUCCCCUGGCAAGAGGGAUUCCGUGGGCAGGCUGUCCUCGUUGACUCGAGGUUGCCGGCCUACGAGGUCCCCCAUGGUGAGCAAUUUGUGAUCCAUGUCAAGGUUUCGAGAUUUCACGGGUUUAAACGACCUUUGCACGUCUUAGGCGUGUAUCUGCCAUCUGGAGGGAACUUCAGGCGAGAGAGAACCUCUCGGUUUAACAAGCUGGUAGGGAUUUGUCGAGAUAUUUUGAGAAGUGAACCUGGUGCGGUCAUCGUGGCGCUUGGCGAUUUUAAUAUGCCUGUGCCUAGGAUUCGUAGUUUGAGUCCUGCCGACGCUGAAGUGCUUGCACGCUUGACCCCGGUCGGGUCUGCGCUUAGCCGCUUCCCUCGGAGAGGGAAGCCCGGUGCCAUUGACCAUGUCAUGGUAUCUGGAGCAGCUAAACAAGCCUUCCGUCGUCCGAGAGUGCUGCGCCAUGGUCCAUCCGUUGACAGUCAACGGUGCUUGGCAGGAACCACAGAAGACCUUUAG
Messenger RNA from Stereum hirsutum FP-91666 SS1, 954 nucleotides. RefSeq lists its product as uncharacterized. The record is from RefSeq and is a predicted model, not a curated record. NCBI's taxonomy places the organism in Eukaryota, Fungi, Basidiomycota, Agaricomycetes, Russulales, Stereaceae. The coding region runs from base 1 to 954 and encodes 317 amino acids. Gene Ontology annotation, molecular function: catalytic activity. The transcript has 2 exons.